This is a messenger RNA of Sus scrofa (pig), 4740 nucleotides long. It is a transcript of the gene XDH, whose product is annotated as xanthine dehydrogenase. The record is from RefSeq and is a predicted model, not a curated record. NCBI's taxonomy places the organism in Eukaryota, Metazoa, Chordata, Mammalia, Artiodactyla, Suidae. Gene Ontology annotation, molecular function: iron ion binding; xanthine dehydrogenase activity; FAD binding.
UGGGUCCCUGCCAUUGGCUGACUUCAUUCCAUUUUAUUGGGAGGCGUAUUUUUCAAGUGGCAGAGCAGUGAUAACUGGCAGUGACUCUUGGGCGUGAGGCACCUGCAGUUCAGGGGACCCCCCCCAACUCAUGACAAUGACAGCAGAUGAGUUGGUUUUCUUUGUGAAUGGCAAAAAGGUGGUGGAGAAAAAUGCAGAUCCAGAAACAACCCUUUUGGCCUACCUGAGAAGAAAGUUGGGGCUGCGAGGGACCAAGCUGGGCUGUGGAGAAGGGGGCUGCGGAGCAUGCACGGUGAUGUUUUCCAAGUAUGAUCGUCUCCAGGACAAGAUCGUCCACUUUUCUGCCAAUGCCUGCCUAGCCCCCAUCUGCUCCUUGCACCAUGUUGCUGUGACGACUGUGGAAGGCAUAGGAAGUACCAAGACGAGGCUGCAUCCGGUGCAGGAGAGAAUUGCCAAAAGCCAUGGCUCGCAGUGUGGCUUCUGCACCCCUGGCAUUGUCAUGAGCAUGUACACGCUGCUUCGGAACCAGCCCGAGCCCACCGUUGAGGAGAUUGAGGAUGCCUUCCAAGGAAAUCUGUGCCGUUGUACAGGCUACAGACCCAUCCUCCAGGGCUUCCGGACCUUUGCCAAGGAUGGCGGAUGCUGUGGAGGAAGUGGGGACACCCCAAACUGUUGCCUAAACCAGAAGAAAGACCACAAGGUCACCCUCUCACCAUCUUUAUUCAACGCAGAGGAGUUCAUGCCCCUGGAUCCCACCCAGGAACCCAUCUUCCCCCCAGAGCUGCUGAGGCUGAAAGACACUCCGCAGAAGCAGCUGCGUUUUGAAGGGGAGCGUGUGACCUGGAUCCAGGCCUCAACCCUGAAGGAGCUGUUGGACCUCAAAGCGCAGCACCCGGAGGCCAAGCUGGUGGUGGGGAACACGGAGCUCGGCGUUGAGAUGAAGUUUAAGAAUCGGCUGUUUCCUGUGAUCAUCUGCCCAGCCUGGAUCCCUGAGCUGAAUUCUGUGGAGCAGGGACUGGAAGGUAUCUCCUUUGGAGCCGCUUGCACCCUGAGUGCUGUGGAAAAGACCCUGCUCGAUGCAGUUGCUAAGCUGCCUUCCCACAAAACGGAGGUGUUCAGAGGUGUCUUGGAGCAGCUGCGCUGGUUUGCUGGGAAGCAAGUCAAGGCGGUGGCGUCCAUCGGAGGGAACAUCAUCACCGCCAGCCCCAUCUCCGACCUCAACCCUGUGUUCAUGGCCAGUAGGGCCAAGCUGACCAUCGUGUCCAGAGGCACCAGGAGAACAGUUCCAAUGGACCACACCUUCUUCCCCAGCUACAGAAAGACCCUGCUAGGUCCGGAGGAGAUACUGCUUUCCAUCGAGAUCCCCUACAGCAGGGAGGGUGAGUUUUUCUCAGCCUUCAAGCAGGCCUCCCGGAGAGAAGAUGACAUAGCGAAGGUGACCUGUGGCAUGAGAGUCCUGUUUGAGCCAGGGACCACACAGGUAAAGGAGCUGGACCUCUGCUACGGCGGGAUGGCGGACAGAACCAUCUCAGCCCUCAAGACCACGCGGAAGCAGCUGUCGCAGUUCUGGAAUGAGAAGCUGCUGCAGGACGUGUGUGCAGGCCUGGCGGAGGAGCUGUCCUUGCCCCCAGAUGCCCCGGGGGGCAUGGUGGAGUUCCGGCGCACCCUUUCCCUCAGCUUCUUCUUCAAGUUCUACCUGACUGUGCUUCAGAAGCUGGGCAGAGAGGACCCAGAGGAUAAGUGUGGUAAAUUGGAUCCCACCUACGCCAGCGCCACCUGGCUCUUUCACAAAGACCCUCCGGCCAAUGUCCAGCUUUUCCAAGAGGUGCCCAAGGGUCAGUCUGAGGAGGACAUGGUGGGCCGGCCCCUGCCCCACCUGGCCGCGGCCCUGCAGGCCUCUGGGGAGGCUGUGUACUGUGACGACAUCCCUUGCUACGAGAAUGAGCUGUUCCUCCGGCUGGUCACCAGCACCCGGGCCCACGCCAAGAUCAAGUCCAUUGAUAUUUCAGAAGCUCAGAAGGUUCCAGGGUUUGUUUGCUUUCUCUCUGCUGAUGAUAUUCCUGGGAGUAAUGAAAUUGGAAUUUUUAAGGAUGAAACAGUCUUUGUAAAGGAUAAGGUGACCUGUGUUGGACACGCCAUUGGUGCUGUGGUUGCCGACACCCCAGAACACGCACAGAGAGCUGCUCAUGGGGUGAAAGUCACCUAUGAAGAUCUUCCAGCCAUCAUCACAAUUGAGGAUGCUAUAAAAUACAAUUCCUUUUAUGAGUCUGAGCUGAAGAUUGAGAAAGGAGACCUCAAGAAGGGGUUUUCGGAAGCAGAUAAUGUUGUUUCAGGCGAGUUGUACAUUGGCGGCCAAGAGCACUUCUACCUGGAGACUCACUGCACCAUUGCUGUCCCGAAAGGCGAGGCGGGGGAGAUGGAGCUCUUCCUAGCUACGCAGAACGCCAUGAUGGCCCAGUCUUCUGUUGCCAGCACAUUGGGGGUUCCAAUAAACCGGAUUUUGGUCCGAGUGAAGAGAAUAGGAGGAGGCUUUGGAGGGAAGGAGACACGGGGCAUUGGGCUGACCGUGGCAGUGGCCCUGGCUGCAUACAAGACGGGCCGCCCCGUGCGCUGCAUGCUGGAUCGUGAUGAGGACAUGCUGAUGACUGGUGGCAGACACCCCUUCUUAGCCAGAUACAAGGUUGGCUUCAUGAAGACUGGGAAGAUUGUGGCUCUGGAGGUGGAUCACUACAGCAAUGCUGGGAACAGCCUGGACCUCUCUCAUGGUAUUAUGGAACGAGCUCUGUUCCACAUGGACAACAGCUAUAAAAUCCCCAACAUCCGGGGUACUGGGCGGCUGUGCAAGACCAACCUGCCCUCCAACACAGCCUUCCGGGGCUUUGGGGGGCCCCAGGGGAUGUUUAUUGCUGAGUACUGGAUGAGUGAGGUCGCAGUGACCUGUGGGCUGCCUGCAGAGGAAGUGCGGAGGAAGAACCUGUACAAAGAAGGGGACCUGACACACUUCAACCAGAAGCUUGAGGGGUUCACCUUGCCCAGGUGCUGGGAUGAAUGCCUGGAGAGCUCUCAGUAUCACGCUCGGAAGAGCGAGGUUGACAAGUUCAACAGGGAGAAUUGUUGGAAAAAGAGAGGAUUGUGCAUAAUUCCUACCAAAUUUGGAGUAAGCUUCACAAUUCCUUUUCUGAAUCAGGCAGGCGCCCUGAUCCACGUGUACACAGAUGGCUCAGUGCUGGUGAGCCACGGGGGCACUGAGAUGGGCCAAGGCCUCCACACCAAGAUGGUCCAGGUGGCCGGCAGAGCCCUGAAGAUCCCCACCUCCAAGAUCUACAUCAGCGAGACGAGCACCAACACGGUCCCCAACUCCUCCCCCACGGCCGCCUCUGUCAGCAGCGACAUCUAUGGACAGGCCGUCUAUGAAGCUUGUCAGACCAUCCUGAAAAGGCUGGACCCCUUCAAGAGGAAGAAUCCCAGCGGCUCCUGGGAAGACUGGGUCACGGCUGCCUACCAUGAUAGAGUGAGCUUGUCUGCUACUGGGUUUUAUAAGACACCUAACCUGGGCUACAGCUUUGAGACCAACUCAGGGAAUGCCUUCCACUACUUCACCUAUGGGGUGGCUUGCUCUGAAGUGGAGAUUGACUGCUUAACAGGAGAUCAUAAGAACCUCCGCACAGACAUUGUCAUGGAUGUUGGCUCCAGUCUGAAUCCCGCCAUCGAUAUUGGACAGGUGGAAGGGGCGUUUGUCCAGGGCCUUGGCCUCUUCACUCUGGAGGAGCUGCACUACUCCCCAGACGGGAUCCUGCACACCCGCGGCCCCAGCACCUACAAGAUCCCUGCCUUCGGCAGCAUCCCCACCGAGUUCAGAGUGUCCCUGCUCCGUGACUGCCCCAACAAGAAGGCCAUCUAUGCCUCCAAGGCUGUGGGGGAGCCACCCCUCUUUCUGGGGGCGUCCAUCUUCUUUGCCAUCAAGGACGCCAUCCGCGCAGCCCGAGUGCAGCACACAGACAAUAACACCAAGGAGCUCUUCCGGCUGGACAGCCCUGCCACCCCAGAGAAGAUCCGCAAUGCCUGCGUAGACAAGUUCACCUCCCUGUGUGUCACUGAAGUACCAGAACACUGUAAACCCUGGUCUCUGAGGGUCUGAAGAAGAAGCCCCCGUUGGAGUCUCCUUAUGCUCCGCUGGGGAUUCCAUGGACGAUGGCACUUGUCCUGCAGAACGUGAAUGUGUGAGAGGUGCAGGUGGAUGUGGUGUGACUCAUCAGGAUAGUGCUUUGGAAGAACAUUGACUGCACCCAAAGAUUUUGAUCGAAAAUAUGAUUUAUAGACAUUAUAAGAACUGUUAGGCUCAAGUAGCUAAUCAGCAAUUAGCAUCAUUUCAUGUCUGUUUUAAUCACAUGUCUGCAAUAGGUUUAGGGUGUGUGCGUUCUGUGUCUCAACUCACCAGACUUCAUUACCUCAAGGGCUGAUGGUGUCUGUCCUUCAAGGAGGAGCCAGCUCCAGAAAACUCCAGAAGCUUAAACCAAAGUUACUCUAAAUCUGGACUUUCUUUCAAACCAGUGAACAUCAUGUUAUAACCUCAGAUCCCCCCCUCAGACUUGCAAUGGGACAGUGGGGGUGAGAUUCAAACCACUAACCACGUCACUGGAGAGAAUAAAGAAUGAAACAAAUUGGAUGUAGUCUUUUUAAGCCGUGUAAAGUAAGAUUGUUCUAUAGCACCUAAAGCCAACAAACCCAUCAUUGACUGCC